Molecule: messenger RNA, 165 nt
Organism: Sphenostylis stenocarpa
Lineage: Eukaryota; Viridiplantae; Streptophyta; Magnoliopsida; Fabales; Fabaceae
Source: the annotation of a GenBank genome assembly
GUUGAACUGAUUCUACAAGCGCUGGAGUAUGAAAUAGAACAUGGAAAAGUGUUGGAUGAAUUUUUCCUUUCAACCGCAGGGAAGUUUCAAACUGAAAUAGGAAAAAGUUGGGCAGCUGAGAUCAUUUCAAGAAGAAAAUCUUUAACAGCAGAAAGGCUCCGUUGA